Anopheles maculipalpis is the source of this 1959-nucleotide messenger RNA. Its product is annotated as transcription factor glial cells missing 2-like. Gene Ontology annotation, biological process: regulation of transcription by RNA polymerase II; gliogenesis. The transcript has 3 exons. The coding region runs from base 1 to 1959 and encodes 652 amino acids. Gene Ontology annotation, cellular component: nucleus. The record is from RefSeq and is a predicted model, not a curated record. Lineage: Eukaryota; Metazoa; Arthropoda; Insecta; Diptera; Culicidae. Gene Ontology annotation, molecular function: DNA-binding transcription activator activity, RNA polymerase II-specific; RNA polymerase II cis-regulatory region sequence-specific DNA binding.
AUGGCCGGCGGCGAAUGGGACAUUAAUGAUGCGCACAUCCCAUUCAUCCAGGAGCUGGCGUACGAAAAAUUUAACGAAUGGGCCGACGGGCACGUACGGCACGUCUAUCAUCCGACGGACGAUCACGCUCGCAAGCACAUCUCCGGAUGGGCGAUGCGUAACACCAACAAUCACAACGUUAGCAUCCUGAAGAAAAGUUGUCUCGGUGUGCUUAUCUGUACCGCUCGCUGUAAGCUACCGAACGGGGGACAAAUCAAUCUACGACCUGCCAUCUGUGAUAAGGCACGCCGGAAGCAGCAGGGACGGGCCUGCCCCAAUCGGCACUGUAAGGCAGGCCGGUUGGAGGUGUUGCCGUGUCGGGGACACUGUGGAUAUCCGGUCACUCACUACUGGCGCCACACGGAGAAAGCGAUCUUCUUCCAGGCGAAGGGCAACCAUGACCAUCCGAAGCCAGAAUCGAAAACGUCCGGUGAGACGAGAAAGCUGAUCGGUGCGACGGGAAGUGGUGGUGCGAAGGGUUCGGCGGGUAGGAGUAAAAAGCUGUCCGUACUUUUGCUGAGAGAUGCGGCACUAGGCAAUAAGUUAAUGUCACUUAAAACAUCCAGUAAGGUGCACGGUACUUCGGGGCCAGAAAUUCUUCAACCACCGCCAUUGAUUCCUGAUCCCAGUUAUGAAGACUCCUCAAAGUGCUCAACAUGCACCCGAACACCGUGUGUCUGUAGAACCAAACUUGGAGUCACCUCUCUGUCUUCGUCCCUCUCAAGAACUUCUGAAGCAACGGGGAUAUUUUUCGAUCCUUCAAACCAACAAACGAACCUUCAGAAUCAUCAUCAUCACCAUUCCAGUGGGACAUGGCAAUCAUACGAACCCAACAUGGAAUCCUUUACACCGUCCUCCGCAUACGACACAACGGUUCCUGCCAAUGGUUCCUGCAAUUCUAGCCUAAUGAACGAGUGUUUCCAUCCAGAAGAAAUCUUCCAGCUUGAUCAGCCUCUUCGACAACAACAGCAGCCUCAGCACCAGAACACUAGCGGUAGUGCAUCUGCUAUAGUUAAUCAACUGGCUACGACGACUCCUACCACUCUGCUCGAUCUUGGUAGUGGAGCUAUCUACAAGAAGUGUAACCAGAUUAGCCCCGAGUACAUAUUUGGAACGAAUCCUGUCACCAACACGGGUGCUGAUCCGUUAACCGGGAAUUAUCACUCAUCGAACCUAUCCUGUUCUUACGGAACUCCUGCAAAUGAUGGCUGUAACGCACCGGUAACGUCAGACCAUCACAACUCCCUACACAACAGCAAAUACUUCGCUAAUAACGAUACUGGCUUCAGCAAUCCUUCCCAUGAUGAUACUUCUUCCAAGGAUUUAUUAAGAUACAUCAAAAAAGAAAUUGGUUCAACCACGGCGGGGAAGCCCGUUGCGCUAGCAGAUUCCUCCCUAACUGUGUCACGAUCACGACCGUACGACUGUGAUCAGAACCAAUACAAAAAAGCACCCUACCCCUUCCGAGGGACAUCCACCGGCACCUACUUUAGCAACAGUGUCAACAACAAUAGUAGCAGCAUCAUUAAUAACAAUAGCAUAACCUCGGUGAUAUCACCCAACAAACAGGCUAAUUAUGACCAUCUUGCCAGCGAAGCAUCCUCUGUCAAUUACGGCUAUCACCCGGCGGAUCAUCAUACCACCCCGCCCGAGAGUCAUGCGAACUCCAACUUCUCCGAUCAGCAACCAUAUAGUGCGAGCAGUUGUAGCUAUAUGAGUGCAGCGAUGGCCGGAGCAUCGCACAAUCAGGAGAUACACUACUCCUAUGCUGCCGGUGAUAAUUAUCGAUUUGGGAGUAAUUACGUAAAGGGUUCGUCCCUUGCGCCCAUUCAUGGUGGAGGUGGUGGUGCAUCGUUUCAAGCGACUGCAGUGCAACAAAUGCAUCCGGAGCUACCACUAGCGGCGUAUGAGUUUUAUUAG